Molecule: messenger RNA, 1275 nt
Organism: Penicillium cataractarum
Lineage: Eukaryota; Fungi; Ascomycota; Eurotiomycetes; Eurotiales; Aspergillaceae
Product: aminotransferase class I/II-fold pyridoxal phosphate-dependent enzyme
Exons: 3
Coding region: 1-1275 (424 amino acids)
Biological process (GO): biosynthetic process
Molecular function (GO): pyridoxal phosphate binding; transferase activity
Source: RefSeq, a predicted model, not a curated record
AUGGAUUCUCGAUCGCGCACGGUGACAGGCGCGUCAUCAUCAAAGCCCAAGACUCUUGUUGACACCCUAACGAGCGCUCUCGUCAAUCGGGAAGCGAAAUCGGCCCGCCGGAGACUCACAGUUUUGCCUCGGACAGCGGCUGAUUUCUCUUCCAAUGACUUCCUCUCCCUGUCAACCUCACCGGCCUUCAGGAACCGCUACUUGGCCCAUCUGAAUGGGACUCCAGAGUCAUUUCCUUUUGCCAGCGGCGGGUCUCGAUUACUAGAUGGAAACUCCGCUUACGCUGAGGAUCUAGAGCGCUUUGUGGCCGAUUUUCACGAUGCUCCGACAGCACUUCUUUUCAAUUCUGGUUAUGAUGCCAAUGUAGGAGUUAUGUCCAGUAUUCCCCAACCCGGGGAUCUCAUUUUGUACGAUGAGCUGGUCCAUGCAAGUGCCCGUGAAGGCAUGCGGCUCUCCCGGGCAACAGCAAGAAAGAUGUUUACGCAUAGCUCACCAGCUGCACUAAGAGAUGUUUUGGCUGCUGAGAUCAAGAAGGAUGCUAGUAUUACAAAUGGCUCUCGCAAUGUCCUUAUAGUCGUUGAGUCGCUUUACAGCAUGGAUGGUGACGUGGCUCCUAUCAAGGAAUUUAUCCAAGUCGUGGAUGAGUUACUUCCAUGUAACAAUGGUUAUUUCAUUGUCGAUGAGGCACACGCAACUGGUGUCUUCGGACCACGAGGUGCUGGUGUGGUGCAGCAUCUUGGCGUCCAGGAUCGAAUGUUUAUUCGAGUGCAUACUUUUGGAAAAGCACUUGCGAGUCACGGAGCCAUGGUGCUCUGCGGUCCUGAGACAAGAGAUUAUCUGAUCAACUACGCUCGCAGCCUUAUUUAUACCACUGCUCUGGGCUUUCCUUUCCUCGCAUCUAUUCGUACCGCCUAUGAGCUCCUAGCUUCAGGAGAAACCGAAUCAUUACGAACUCGAGUCCAAGAAUUGAUUAAACAUCUCCACCAGCGCCUGGGCGGUCUUCAAAUAAACCAAUCGGUCGUGUUUGAAGUUGAUCAUUUCCCCACAUCCCCCAUUUUCUCAUUGCGCACAUCACAGCCGCGCCGAUUGGCAAGUGCGUGCCAAGAUACUGGCUACAUUGUCCGUGCCAUCAUGCCGCCUACUAUCCCCGAGGGCAGUGAACGAGUACGAGUCUGCUUGCAUGCAGGUAACACAGAGGAGGAAAUCGACGGCUUGGUGCGAACCAUCCAAUCAUGGCUAGAUGGAAGUUCAGCGCACAGGGAGGCGAAACUAUGA